Molecule: messenger RNA, 480 nt
Organism: Fomitiporia mediterranea MF3/22
Lineage: Eukaryota; Fungi; Basidiomycota; Agaricomycetes; Hymenochaetales; Hymenochaetaceae
Exons: 1
Coding region: 44-394 (116 amino acids)
Source: RefSeq, a predicted model, not a curated record
AGGAGGCGGAGCUGGGGCAAAUAGAGGAGAUAAGAAGAAUACAAUGCGGGGGAAUGUCGUCAGAGGUCGUGGUCAACCCAUUUCCUCAGAAACACAUGCAACACAUCCUCCCCAUCACAAGGCGCAUCAAGUCAUUCAAGGACGCGGCCGAGGUGGCACCCGUAAAACCUACGAGCAACAACGACAACAUGCAGCUCAAGGCAACAACGAAACGAACGCUCCAUCGAACGUGCAUAGUACUACUCCUACUACUCGCCCAACAGGCGGCCAGGUGCAAAGUCAUGACGACCACAGCAAGCCAUUGCACCCUUCAUGGGAAGCGAAACGGAAGCUGAAGGAGAAGUUGAACCCCGCUAUCGUGCCAGCUACAGGGACGAAGAUUAAGUUUACUUGAUAUUAAAUCAGGAUCUUGCCGAGUUCAGGUGUUGACGUUCGUAUGCGAUGGCUUGUUUGCCUAUUUUGUGUGCUAGAUAUGAAUCG